UCUUCCUCCCCCCCGCUCCGCUCGUGCUUGUUCGUUCACUUCCGGUCGGCAUUUUGUCUGCGAGAGGGGAGCCGCGAUCGCCGAGCCCGCGAUCGGCCGCUGCUCGGGAGGCGCGCACCGCCGUAGCGUGAGGAGCAGAGGGAGCAGGGCAGGCCGCUGAGCCCGAGCCGAGGCCGCACAGUGGGCGGGCGGGCUGGCGGGCGGGAGAGGGAGCGCGCCGCGAGUUCACGUCCCUUCAUGUCCGCCGAGUGUUGUUGUUCUGCCCGCCGCCCUGUUUAUCGCCGCGGAGACCGGAGGAGACGGCUCGCCUCGGCCGCCGCGUCGACAGCGGCUUCUUCCUGAGUGUCUGGGAGAUGUGAAGUAAGGUUGGCUGGGACUUAAACUGAACUAUCUGUGUAUAAACUAUCUCUACAACUUCAGGAUGAAUGGGGAUAUGCCUCAUGUUCCCAUCACCACACUUGCUGGGAUUGCUAGCCUCACUGAUUUACUGAAUCAGCUUCCACUUCCCUCUCCACUGCCUGCUACCACCACCAAGAGCUUGCUAUUUGGAGGGAGAAUUGCAGAAGAUGUAAAUUGCCUCAUGGGCUGUCGAGAUGAAAGCCUCAUCUCACAGUUAGUACAUAGCCUCAGUCAAGUCUCCACAGAUCAUAUAGAGCUGAAGGAUAACCUUGGUAGUGAUGAUCCAGAGGGCGAUAUUCCAGUUCUUCUGCAGGCUGUGCUGGCCAGAAAUCCCAAUGUCUUCAGGGAGAAAAGCAUGCAGAACCGAUAUGCAGUGCAGAGUGGUAUCAUGCAGCAACAGAUCAUCCAACAGUACAAAUUACCCCAGAAUUCCAUUCACGGAAGCCCUGCAUCCUCCACAUUUCAGCAGUCCACAAUCUCACACAGUCCUUCCAGUCGGUUUGCACCACCUCAGUCAAGUUCUACCAACAGAUACAUGACUCAACAGAACAGCCCCGUGCCCAGUCCAUAUGCUCCCCAGAGCCCUCCUGGUUACAUCCAAUAUCCACAGCAUCCUCCAAGCUACACACAGCAUCAGCAAAUACAGCAAGCUUCUGUUUCAAGCCCCAUGAUUCCCAGUGGCAUGCGGAAUAUUCAUGAUAGUAAAGUGACAAGUCAGUUGUCGGGCUCUUCAUCCAAUCACCAUUCAGAUAAUUCCAGACAUGGAUCAAAUGAGGACUACAUUCACAUGGUUCAUCGGCUUGGAUCAGAGGAUGGCGAUUCUUCAUUGAGAAAUGCUUCCUUCCCUUUAAGGUCCCCACAGGCGGUGUGUUCUCCUGCGAGCAGUGAUGGGACUCCGAAAGCAUCCAGGCCGCCUCUGAUCUUGCAGUCGCCGCCUCCUUACACCUCACCCAGAGAUGCCCCACCUGAUAUUCUGCUGGACUCCCCAGACAGGAUGGGAAGCAAGAAGAAAAAUAAAAAGGCUAAGCUCACCAAGGAGGAUAAAGAACAGGCAGAUAAGACUGCUAUGUAUGACAUUGUCAGCUCUCCAUCUAAAGACUGUACAAAGCUCACUCUGAGGCUGACUCGAGUUCGAGAUCAGCAGGAUGAUAUGCUCCUAAACAUGGACAGCAGUACAGAGAAUGAGGCAGAAAUGAACAGUAUGCAAUUCCCAGAACAGACUGCAAAGCAGUCAGGGACUCCUAAUGAUAUCCAUGGCUCAGUGAACGUUUCUGGGCAGUGUGUGCCACAACAGGAGCAGGCCUUUCUUCAAGCACAGCAGGUCCCUGUCUUACAACAGAACACUGCAGUUGGAACAGUGAAAACAACACAGUCACAGUUACAGCCACUGCAGCAACCAUCACAACAGCAGACUAUGACACCAUACGAUGAGGUAGAAUUGGAUGCUUUAGCAGAGAUUGAACGGAUAGAGCGAGAGUCUGCAAUGGAAAGAGAGAGAUUUUCCAAGGAGGUACAGGAUAAAGAUAAACCCUUAAAGAAACGGAAGCAAGACUCAUUUCCUCAAGAGACUGCUGGAGGAGGUGGUAGUGGGGGUGCUGCAAGCAGGCCUGCACUCUUGGUCAGUAUAGAUCUACAACAUGCAGGAAGAACUGAUGGACAAGCAGUGCCCCCUCUAGAUUCAGACAGUGUGAAGAAAUCUUUGGAGAUGGUACGGCAGGCCACUGAAGGAACUUUAAUUUCACGGCAGGAAGAGGCAAUGGUGGUAUUAAAACCCAAGUUGGAAAGUCAUCCGGUAGUUCCCAGGAGGAAAUCGGAAAACGAGGGGCCAAAAGAUGAUGGCCAGAAGAACGAUAGCCGACCUGACGUGAUAAAGUCUAGGUCAGAAACACCGAAGCAGAAAAGUGAGAACCGACCAGAGACACCAAAAGUAAAGCAUGAAAGUAAACGAGAUGUGUCUAAACUAACUCCAGAAAAGAGACCUGAAAUAUCCAAACACAAACACGAGGGAAAAUCGGAUCAUACCAAAACAAAAAUUGAGAGUAGAUCAGAAACACAGAAACCACGGCAUGAAGGACGACAGAGUUCAGACACUCUGAAGGAUAAACGAGAGCUACACCAGGAAGCACAGAAACAGAAAUUGGAUGAGAAAAACGAUCCUGAAAGAGGAAAAGUGGAUCCAUCAAAGGUCAGGAGACCAGAGACUCCCAAACUAAGUAAGAGUGAAUCUGAAAGUAAACCAAUGAGAAAUGAGCCUGCUAAACAUAACCGGACAGAGUCCUCCAAAUCAGUGAGGGUAGAAAGGAAAGUGUGUUCUGACUCUAGUGACAGAGGCGACAGGAAUGAACGCCGUUCACCAGAAGAGCAGAGGUUGCGAUCAGAAAGUCCCAGAGUUAAACAAGAUAGCAGAGAUCCUGGGAAAAUAAAACCUGAAGUGAAAGAUCGAUUUGCUUUAAAGCAGAGUAGGAGAUCAGACAUUCCAUCUGGAUCUUUGAGCAAUAAAGAGAGGGAUGAUCGAAGAUCAGAGGGGAGCAAAGUAAAAUCAGAGACCCUCAAACCCCUUUCUGAUGACAAAGAAAAAUUUCCCAGCUAUCUGCUGGGGGGAGGAAGGUCUGAUGCACUUAAAAACUUUGUUAUUCCAAAAAUCAAGCGGGAUAAGGACGGCAAUGUUUGCAAUGAGCAAAAGGAAUUGAGGAAGUCUGUGGAUAAAAAUGAAUUAAAAUUAAAGGUAGACAAGAUGGAUCUAGUGGAGGACCUGAAGAAAGUGAUCAAGCCUGUUGUGGUUCUCCAUAAAUUACCUUUUGAUGAAGUGCAGAAAUUUAUCAAGGACAAUGAAGACAAAAAUGCAUCAAGAAGCUCCAGCAAAUCGAAGAGUAGACUGCCUUCCAAGCCAAGUAAAGGUGGAAUUGACCAGUCGGUGUUGAAGGAGCUGCCCCCUGAUCUCCUUGCAGAGAUAGAAUCCACAAUGCCACUCUGUGAGCGAGUGAAGAUGAACAAACGGAAGCGCAGUACAGUAAAGGAAAAGCCAAACUAUGCAGAAAUCAGCUCAGAUGAAGGAGACAAUGACAGCGACUUUGAAACGACGUCCAAACACCACGAGGAGAAUCGCUUUCAUUCAAAAGGUGGCAGUUCAAAAGCCAAGCGAGCAAAGUACUCCAGCCAUAAACAAAGGGUGAUAGUCAUGCUGUACAACAGGGUGUGCGACAUUGUCUCCAACAUGGCAGAACUGCUGGAGAUACAGCUCCUCACCGACACUACAAUCCUUCAGGUUUCUUCUAUGGGGAUUACACCAUUUUUUGUGGAAAACGUCAGUGAGUUGCAGUUGUGUGGUAUCAAGCUGGUGACAGCUGUGUUCUCUAGGUAUGAGAAGCACAGACAGUUGAUACUGGAAGAGAUGUUUGCCUCACUUGCAAAACUCCCAACAAGUAAGAGGAGUUUACGAAAUUUCAGGUUAAACAGCAGUGAUAUGGAUGGAGAACCACUCUUUAUUCAGAUGGUAACAGCCUUAGUCUUGCAGUUGAUCCAAUGUGUUGUACAUCUCCCAGCUACCGAGAAGGACUCCAAUGCUGUUGAUGAGGAAGGGGAAAAGAAGAUUGAUCAAGAUGUUCUAAUUACCAACUCGUAUGAAACAGCAAUGAGAACAGCCCAGAACUUCCUCUCAGUCUUCCUCAAAAAGUGUGGAAGUAAGCAAGGCGAAGAAGAUUACAGACCGCUGUUUGAAAACUUUGUGCAGGAUUUACUUUCCACAGUCAACAAACCAGAGUGGCCAGCAGCAGAAUUGCUGCUGAGCCUCUUGGGAAGACUACUGGUUCACCAGUUCAGUAACAAGUCAACAGAAAUGGCCUUGCGAGUAGCUUCACUUGAUUAUCUCGGAACAGUAGCAGCACGGCUGAGGAAAGACGCUGUAUCCUGCAAAAUGGAUCGGGAGUCAAUCAACCGGAUACUCAAACAGGUUUCAGGGAUUGAGGACGAAGUUCAGCAGCUACAGAAGGCAUUGCUGGAUUACCUAGAUGAGAAUACCGAGACUGACCCCUCACUAAUGUUUGCUAGGAAAUUUUACAUUGCACAAUGGUUCCGUGACACUACAAUGGAGACAGAAAAAGCAAUGAAGUCACAGAAUCAGAAGGAUGAUGACUCCUCAGAUGGGACACAGCAUGCCAAGGAGCUUGAAUCCACAGGAGAGAUUAUGCAAAGGGCAGAAAAACGCAAGAAGUUCCUUCGCUCUGUCAUCAAAACUGCCCCAACUCAAUUUAGCACCCUGAGAAUGAACUCUGCUAAUGUGGACUAUGAGGAUGCCUGUCUGAUUGUCCGAUACUUGGCCUCUAUGAGGCCGUUUGCACAGAGCUUUGAUAUUUAUUUGACGCAGAUUCUACGUGUUCUAGGAGAAAGUGCGAUUGCUGUACGAACAAAGGCCAUGAAAUGUCUGUCUGAGGUAGUUGCAGUGGAUCCCAGCAUACUUGCAAGGUUGGACAUGCAACGCGGGGUCCAUGGGCGCCUGAUGGACAACUCCACAAGUGUUCGUGAAGCAGCUGUGGAGUUACUUGGUCGCUUUGUGCUGAGUCGACCUCAGCUUACAGAGCAGUAUUACGACAUGUUGAUCGAGAGGAUACUGGACACUGGCAUCAGUGUGAGGAAGAGGGUGAUUAAGAUUCUGCGCGACAUCUGUAUUGAACAACCAACGUUCUCCAAAGUGACUGAGAUGUGCGUGAGAAUGAUUCGCAGAGUCAAUGAUGAAGAGGGUAUUAAGAAAUUGGUAAACGAAACAUUCCAGAAACUCUGGUUCACUCCCACACCUUCUCACGAUGCUGAAGGAAUGACCCGGAAAAUUUUAAAUGUCACAGAUGUGGUUGCUGCAUGCAGGGAUACUGGGUACGAUUGGUUUGAGCAACUUCUUCAGAACCUGUUGAAGUCUGAGGAAGAUGCCUCAUACAAGCCUGUGAAGAAAGCCUGCAUACAGAUAGUGGAUAAUCUUGUAGAACACAUUCUGAAGUACGAGGAGUCAUUGGCAGAUUCAGAUAGUAAGGGCAUGAAUACCAACUGUCUGGUGGCCUGCUUAAUCACCUUGUACCUGUUCAGCAAAAUCCAGCCUCAUCUGAUGGUGAAACAUGCAAUGACACUGCAGCCAUAUCUUACCACAAAGUGCAAUACACAGAGCGACUUCCUUGUCAUCUGUAAUGUGGCAAAGAUUUUGGAAUUAGUGGUUCCAUUGAUGGAGCAUCCAAGUGAGACCUUCUUGGCCACUAUAGAGGAAGACCUCAUGAAGCUUAUCCUUAAGCAUGGAAUGACGGUCGUGCAGCAUUGUGUGAGCUGUCUGGGAGCUGUAGUGAACAGAGUAACUCACAACUACAAGUUUGUCUGGGCCUGUUUCAAUAGGUAUUAUGGUGCUCUAACUAAGCUGAAGGCACAGCAUCAGGAGGAUUCCAACAGCACCACUCUGGUUGGCAAUAAACCCGCUCUCCUUCGUUCCCUUUUUACUGUUGGUGCACUGUGCCGUCAUUUUGACUUUGAUCAGGAGGAGUUUAAAGGCAACACUAAGGUGAUUAUUAAAGAAAAGGUGCUUGAACUUCUGCUGUACUUCACAAAACAUGAAGAUGAAGAAGUUCAGACCAAAGCAAUCAUAGGCUUGGGUUUUGUUUUUAUUCAACAUCCGGAUCUCAUGUUUGAACAAGAAGUGAAGAAUUUAUAUAACAAUAUUCUUCGAGACAAGGAAGCCUCAAUUGGGCUGAAAAUCCAGAUCCUGAAGAAUCUUCAGACAUACCUGCAGGAGGAAGAUUGCCGCAUGCAGCAAGCAGAUAAAGAUUGGAAGAAAGUGGCCAAGCAGGAAGAUCUCAAGGAAAUGGGUGAUAUUUCCUCAGGAAUGAGCAGUUCCAUCAUGCAGCUCUACCUCAAACAGGUUCUGGAAGCAUUUUUCCACACACACUCUCCAGUUCGCCACUUUGCACUUAAUGUCAUCGCUUUGACGCUAAACCAGGGCCUGGUCCACCCUGUUCAAUGCGUGCCAUAUCUGAUUGCCAUUGGAACAGAUCCAGAAUCUACAAUGCGUAACAAAUCGGAUCAACAGCUGGUGGAAAUAGAUAAAAAGUACACUGGAUUUGUACAUAUGAAAGCAGUAGCAGGGAUGAAGAUGUCAUACCAGCUUCAACAAUCCAUCCACUCUGAGAUAAAGGAAAUAAUCCGUGGCUUCAGACAGGAGGAGAAUGUGACCGCUUUGUGUUCACAUCUCUACAGCAUGAUCCGAGGAAACCGACAACAUCGACGCGCCUUCCUCAUCGCCUUACUCAACUUAUUCGAUGACAGUGCAAAAACCGAGGUGAACCUGCUGCUGUACAUAGCGGACAACUUGGCCUGUUUCCCUUUCCAGACGCAGGAGGAGCCUCUGUUUAUUAUGCAUCACAUUGAUAUUACACUUUCAGUCUCCGGAAGUAAUCUGUUGCAGUCCUUCAGGGAGUCUCUGUUGAAAGAAGCAUUGCCGAAGGAAAAAGCAUCUCCAAGUUCGGAAGACAGUGGGAGUGAGGAUGAGUCACAGCGGCCUCGCAAGUCCAGGAAACGGUUCAACUCCGACUCAAGUGACGAUGAAGAUGAUCUGGAAGAUGUGCUCUCUCGGUUGCCUCCAGACUCAACCCCUCUCCUGGAAUUUGUGAAUGCUUCUCAGGGAAUUCUGUUGUUGUUGGUCCUGAAGCAACAUCUGAAGAAUCUUUAUGGCUUCUCAGACAGUAAAAUCCAAAAGUAUUCUCCAUCUGAAUCUGCUAAAGUGUACGACAAAGCAGUGAACAGGAAAUCAGGAGUGCACUUUAACCCCAGGCAGACGCUGGAUUUCCUGAGGAAUGGAGUAGGACAUGCCGAGAUCACAGAAUCAGUGAAGAGGAGUAUCGUCAAACAAUACUUAGACUUCAAAACACUGAUGGAACACCUGGAUCCAGAUGAAGAGGAUGAGGAUGGGGAGGUGUCUGCCAGCACAGCUGCCCGAAACAAGGCAAUCAACGCACUGCUGGGAGGCAGUAGCCCGAAAAACAAUGCGGAAACAGAUGAUGAGGAGAGUGACGGCGAGGAGCGAGUAGGUGGAGGCAUUGCAGGGGCCACCAGAAGGUCGAAGCGACUGUCGGACGCUGGGGACCUGGGCGCUCAGAUGCACGAGGCUGUGGAAGUGAUGGAUGUGAUUGCCAUUUGCUGCCCGAAGUAUAAAGACAGGCCUCAGAUUGCCAGAGUUGUGGAAAAGACCAGCAGUGGUUUCAGUGUACAUUGGAUGGCUGGUUCAUACAGCGGUUCUUGGACAGAGGCUAAGCGGAGAGAGGGCCGCAAGCUGGUGCCUUGGGUUGACAGUAUCAAAGAGACGGACAUCAUUUACAAGAAAAUAGCCCUGACAAGUGCAAAUAAGCUGACUAACAAAGUUGUUCAGACUCUACGGUCGCUGUAUGCAGCAAAGGAAGGCUCUUCCUGCUAACACGACUAACACUGCAGCCAAACACAGCAGUGAGGAGAAUAAACUUGGGGCUAAAAGACCACAUUCUGGCAACACUUACACAUCGGAUGGUUUCACAGUUGGAGUAACUCUGUACUGAGAUCCACACACAGAACAGAUGGAGACAGGCGAAAGGAAGGAAUGAUUGUCAGAUACCAUUUUCCCGUGGGAGCUUCCUUCGCUGUUGUACAGCCAAAUCUUCUCGAUUGAUUUUAAACUCCCACUGUAUUAUAGUUUAACAAAACAAAAAUUGUUUAUAUCUUGGAAAAAGAAUUCUGUUUAAAAAUAAAAGUUAAGUGAAUGUU
Pristis pectinata (smalltooth sawfish) is the source of this 8160-nucleotide messenger RNA. Its product is annotated as nipped-B-like protein. Gene Ontology annotation, cellular component: Scc2-Scc4 cohesin loading complex. Lineage: Eukaryota; Metazoa; Chordata; Chondrichthyes; Rhinopristiformes; Pristidae. Gene Ontology annotation, molecular function: chromatin binding. The record is from RefSeq and is a predicted model, not a curated record. Gene Ontology annotation, biological process: establishment of protein localization to chromatin; embryonic viscerocranium morphogenesis; heart morphogenesis. The transcript is spliced from 42 exons. The coding region runs from base 422 to 7837 and encodes 2471 amino acids.